Molecule: messenger RNA, 1774 nt
Organism: Wallemia mellicola CBS 633.66
Lineage: Eukaryota; Fungi; Basidiomycota; Wallemiomycetes; Wallemiales; Wallemiaceae
Gene: tps1
Product: putative alpha,alpha-trehalose-phosphate synthase subunit TPS1
Exons: 2
Coding region: 83-1702 (539 amino acids)
Biological process (GO): trehalose biosynthetic process; cellular response to heat
Cellular component (GO): cytosol; alpha,alpha-trehalose-phosphate synthase complex (UDP-forming)
Molecular function (GO): alpha,alpha-trehalose-phosphate synthase (UDP-forming) activity
Source: RefSeq, a predicted model, not a curated record
GAAGAAAGGUUGUCAUCACUCAUUCAUCAUCCUCACUUUAUCUGAUAAAUUUAGCCUUUCUUAGCUACUAUCAUCAUCUAAAAUGUCAAACGAACCAAACAGGCUGAUAGUCGUAUCUAAUAGAUUACCUGUUACCGUUUCUAGAAGGUUUGACGGUGAAUAUGAUUUCAAGUUAUCCAGUGGUGGUCUGGUCUCCGCUCUAUCCGGUUUGAAAAAGCUUAUGGAUUUUACUUGGAUUGGCUGGCUAGGUAUUGAGAUACCCGAACAAGACAAACAACACGUCUCGGAUAGACUAAUGCAGGAGUAUUCUUGCAAACCUGUCUUCCUUCCAGAUGACAUUGGUGACAAAUACUACAAUGGUUUCAGCAAUGAAAUGCUUUGGCCACUAUUCCAUUACCAUCCCGGUGAAAUGAACUUCGACGAAUCGAAUUGGCACGCAUAUCGGGAAGCUAACGCUAUGUUUGCACGUGUUGUACAAUCGCUCGUCAGGAGUGGUGACAUGGUCUGGGUCCAAGACUACCAUCUUAUGCUCCUCCCAAUGAUGUUACGUGGCUUGAUCGAGAAGAGCAACGUUACAAAUGAUACGCAUAGGGAACUUAACAAGCUUCACAGAGGUUUAGAAACGAAUCCUCCAAACGUGGAAGAGAAACAUGGCGUUAAAAUUGGCUGGUUCCUACACACUCCCUUCCCUUCAUCGGAGAUUUAUAGAAUACUUCCAGUCAGACGUGAAAUUCUCCUUGGAGUCCUUCACUGUGAUCUAGUUGGUUUCCACACUUACGAUUACGCACGUCACUUCCUAAGUUCAUGUACCCGUAUCAUGGGUUUACCUGUGCUUCCAAAUGGCGUUCAAUACGGUGAUAGAUUUGUGCACUGUGGUACUUUCCCAAUCGGCAUUGAACCAUCACAAUUCAUUGAGACAUUAGCAAAACCCAACGUCGUUCAGAGGAUUGAGCAACUCAAAAAGCGUUUUGAAGGCGUAAAGAUUAUAUGUGGUGUUGACAGACUGGAUUAUAUAAAAGGAGUUCCACAGAAGUUGCAUGCACUCGAGGUUUUUUUACAUCAACACCCAGAGUGGAUCGGUAAAGUCGUUCUCGUUCAACUUGCCAUACCGAGCCGUGGAGGUGUAGAAGAAUACCAAACAUUGCGAGCGCGUGUCAAUGAACUUGUAGGUCGCGUUAACGGUCGAUUUGGUACAGUUGAAUUCAUGCCUAUUCACUUUAUGCACAAAUCGCUGACAUUCGAUGAACUCAAUGCUUUAUAUGCAAUCUCAGAUGCUUGUUUAGUUAGUAGCACACGUGAUGGUAUGAAUUUGGUCAGCUAUGAGUACAUUUCGACCCAGACUGAUAACCACGGUGUUAUGAUUCUUAGUGAAUUUGCAGGUGCUGCUCAGUCGUUCCAUGGUGCAUUAAUAGUUAACCCUUGGAAUAUCGCUGAAAUGGCUAAUGCAAUUCAUGAAGCUGUCACAAUGCCAGCUGAUGAACGGGAAGACAAGCAUAAAAAAUUGUUCAAGUAUGUCAGCAAAUACACAUCGUCAUUUUGGGGAUCAUCUUUCGUCAAUGAGCUCAAGCGCAUAAAGUUUUCGCAUGAAGUUCAAGACAAAGACAAUAAGGGUGUGUACGAUGAGAUCGUCCAAGCAUCCGAAAGACGCGUUAGCGUAGGAAAUCAAAGAUAUGCGGCUACAGAAUAUGGCAACAAAGUCUAGUUUUUAUUAUAUUUAUAACGAUUAUUUAUUUUAAUGUAUUAUCUUAUCUCAAUUUGUUACUACGAUGACGGC